AUGUACAGAUUUUCAGCAAAGGUGGCGCAUGCAGAUGGACCUUUACGAGAAGCUUCUCCUGCACGACAAAAGCAGCGCCAAUUGGCCCGAAACGGCAAUACUGUUGCUAGCUGGCCCCAGCCGGACUUGAGUCCGAAUGAUGUACCGGAGGACUGCGGUGAAAGCAAAUACAUGCAAAUUGAAAAGAUGAACAAGCUGCAGGUCUACUUGACCAACCUGCAAGCGCGAAAUGAUCGGGAAUCGGACAUGACGAACGGUGCUGUCGGGUCGCAGAGACAGAAAUUGAGUCCGCCCUCGACCUCCAGUUCAGCCUCGAGUCUCAGCUCGCUUCGCAGCAUUGAAGAGUACGCAUUUCCUGCGACUGUUGACAUGUUUCAGAAUGGGAUUAUUGUGAGGCAGCUGCGAAAGGAGGGCUGCGCUGUAGCGCAGGCUGGCAAGAAUGUGGCUGCCGGUUUCUGUACAAGUGGCUCUCUUUUCAGAGAGAAUCCCUUGCGCCAACCGUUUAGGUCAGCAUCCUACAGCGCUUCAACGGCAGUUGAAAGUGCAGAGGAUGGCACGGCUAAAUGUGGUUCUGUACCAUCUGCGAAAUAUGUGGCACAUAAAAUAGUGGAGGACAUGUUGGGCUAUUAUCUCGUCAAAGGUGAUAUGAAGAGGAUGGAGAGAAUUGGAUUGCGGCGAAUGGAGUGUGAAGAUGAUGCGCCCAACUCAAAGUCGACCGAACCGGAUCAGGAACGUGGCAUGAAGGCAAUAGUCAAACGUACUUCUCAGCAUUCGGAAGGGUCGAAAUCGAACGAUUCAACACACGCUUCGAGUAAAGGCUCGUUUAAGUCAGAUCCGGUUUAUUAUGAAUCGGACUCCAAGCUUGAUGUCCUUCUACCAACACCCAGCUACAUUGGUUCAUCUAUAGUCACAAAAUCUAAGUCACAAUCCUUUCGAAACCUUAUUAUAACACUUGAUUUGCCAGUAGAUGAGUGGCUUGAAGCUGCUGCCUUGGGUGAAAAAGCAUCUCUACCGCCUGAUCAUAAUAAAGGAAAAGAUUCUCGACUCACCCGAAGAAAAGAGCUAACCAACGAGAGAAAUAAGGAAAUGGUCGUCUCGUCAACCUCUCGUUUCGAUGCGUGCACCCAGACAAAGUUACGCUAUUUCGUGAAAUAUGACGAAGAAAAACAAUUUGGGAAACAUUUUUUUGCCGAUGAUGAGCUAAAUAGGCAUUUAUACAUUAUGCUCAGUGAUGAAAAGACUCAAAAUGAUACCCAAAUAGAAGUGACUGAUCAAAACUCAGGUCUUUCAUUGGAAUCCAGACUUCGGAUAAGAAGAAGAUUUUCACACGUUAAACAGACCGCCCAGGCUCCGAUCUCAGGCACUGCCGUCACGGAUCGUCUGCUUGAUGAAACCCGUCUAGCCCGAGCAAACUGGCGACGCCUAACCCGAAUCCUGGCCGACUUUGGCAGAUCAAGUGGAUUUCUAGUACAUUCUGGCCAUAACGCCGAAAUUCUGUGA
This is a messenger RNA of Protopolystoma xenopodis, 1500 nucleotides long. Lineage: Eukaryota; Metazoa; Platyhelminthes; Monogenea; Polystomatidea; Polystomatidae. The record is from the annotation of a GenBank genome assembly.